AUGGAAAACGCAGCUUCUUACAGGGCUGAUGAGUGGAAUGUCAAUAAAUGGGCAUGGGAAGGCACUCUGAAAGUUAUUAGCAAAGGAGAAGAAUGCAUUAUCCGAUUAGAAGACAAGAAGACAGGUGAAUUGUAUGCUCGGGCAUUUUUGAGAGAUGGGGAACCACACCCUGUGGAGCCUGUAAUUGAUAGCAGCAGAUAUUUCGUUCUUCGAGUAGAAGAGAAUAUUGAUGGUGUGGGAAUUAAUCCUCAACAAAGUGCAGCAUGGAUCAAAUUUUGCUUUUGCUCCAUAUUCUCUGGCGCCAUUGGAUUCUCUUUCCCCUCUUAUAUCCCUUUUCUCCCUGGAAAUGGAGAUGGAAUGGUUAAGAAAGUUUAUGAGGAUUCAGUAUCCGUUGGUGACAAAACGUACACAUUUGAUUCAGUUUUAGACUCAAAAUCAUCUCAGGAGGAUGUGUAUCAAUUAGUUGGCACCAGUUUAGUUAAGGAUGCAUUGGCAGGUUACAACACAUCAAUAUUGGCUUAUGGACAGUAUGGAUGUCCCUUGUAUGGAGAUGUUUUUGGCGUUUUGCAACAAGACCAGCCUAAUUAUGAGGAAGAACCAGUUGAUAAGACAAAGCAUUGGGGUGAUUUGGAAGAGGACUAG
This is a messenger RNA of Fraxinus pennsylvanica, 642 nucleotides long. The record is from the annotation of a GenBank genome assembly. Lineage: Eukaryota; Viridiplantae; Streptophyta; Magnoliopsida; Lamiales; Oleaceae.